AGACCUUAAGCUUGAGCACUGCGACAUGCAUUGUGUGGCCUAUGAUCGAAAAAAGAUGUGAUAGUCUUGUGGUGAAGAUUGUACCCGUCUUUUGCUACCGUAUCGUUCAAAUCAGUAACGUAUAUAAAGCAAAACUCCUCGUCGCCAGGGAAGUCAAUUCUUCUAUAUCUGGCAGAUACCAUAACGCUAUCAAUAUGCUCUCUCUAUAUCUCCUCCUCAUUGGAUUCUGCACAACAUCGUUAUGCUCAGCGUUCCCGACAACGACCUCCUCGGGUCAUUGUAACAAUCCACCAAAAAGACUCGAAUGGAGACAGCUACGCGAGCCACAGAAGAAAGCCUAUAUAGAUGCUGUUCUGUGCUUAACAAGAAAGAAGGAGAAGUCGGGAAUUGCGGGGGCAGUCAACCGGUUUGAUGAUCACCAGGCCGUGCAUAACAGUCAAACGCCGGCUAUUCACUGGGUUGGUCACUUCAUGCUGUGGCACCGCUACUUCGUAGCUACGUAUGAAAAGGCGUUAAGGGAUGAAUGCGGAUACAGCGGGGGGCAACCGUACUGGGACUGGUCGCAAGACGCCUCGCCGCAUAACCCACUCUCCACGCGCGCUUUCCACUCCGCCAUCUUCAGCCCUGACCAUGGCUUCGGCGGCAACGGCGCUUUCAUCGCACCGACCGCUGACCAGAAUCCGUUGAACAUUACCGGCGGGACGGGUGGCGGCUGCGUCAAGAACGGCCCAUUCGCGCCCCCUGCUUUCAUGCUCAACUUCCCCACGCUGGACUGCUUACGACGCGACUUCAUCCCCGCAAUCAUGAACACAUUUGCGGACCCAGCGUUAGUGCAGAACGUGCUUGCACAGCCGGACUACACAAGUUUUGCGCGAGCCGUGGAGAAUGUGCCGAGUUUCGAGCAGCCCAACAUCCAUGGGAGUGGGCAUUUUGGUGUUGGGGGUGUUCUGGGCACGAUUGGGAAUGCGGCGAAUAGCCCGGGUGAUCCGCUCUUCUUCCUCCACCAUGGAAAUCUCGAUCGAAUUUUCUGGACAUGGCAACAAGAGGACCUCAAGAUACGUCUGAAGCAGGUCGGCGGGCCCAUCUUCCCGUUUGACUACAGUGGAAAGAAUGUGACGUUGGAUUUCACCGUCAACAUGGGAAAGUUGGCAGGUAAUGUGACGCUUGAAGAUUUGUUGAAUACACAGGGGAAAACGUUAUGCUACAUGUACUAGAUGAAGGGGGCAAUCUGAAUUUCAAAGUUAACAAUCACUGAAAAACUUGAGAGUACAUGUGUUAUUACUUAGUUUGGCUUUUUCUGUAAUACUCUCAGGUCGCCCCCGAUAUUUUUACGUGUUGAAAG
Messenger RNA from Dothidotthia symphoricarpi CBS 119687, 1342 nucleotides. Its product is annotated as Di-copper centre-containing protein. The transcript is spliced from 6 exons. Bases 195 to 1214 code for a protein of 339 amino acids. The record is from RefSeq and is a predicted model, not a curated record. Gene Ontology annotation, molecular function: oxidoreductase activity. NCBI's taxonomy places the organism in Eukaryota, Fungi, Ascomycota, Dothideomycetes, Pleosporales, Dothidotthiaceae.